Messenger RNA from Cercopithifilaria johnstoni, 1176 nucleotides. The record is from the annotation of a GenBank genome assembly. Lineage: Eukaryota; Metazoa; Nematoda; Chromadorea; Rhabditida; Onchocercidae.
AUGGGUGCAGUCAAUCCGUCAACUACAUUCUACUUUUCUUUCAAUGUAAUCUUGUAUUUGAUGAUUGCUGGAGCUGCUUUUGCAUACUUGGCAGUUUUAUCAGUAUGCAUCCUUCGACGGCAACAGUAUGCGAGUUUUAAGAAACGUGAUGUUUUAAUUGAACCCCGUACUGCUAUUGCCUUAAAGUAUGAAAAUGAGAAAUGUCCAGGAGGUCUGAAAAAUUCACCAUCAUCACUCUCAUCACCGUUUUCAUCAGAUAGCUCAAACUCUAGCCCUGUAGUAUCAACUCAAUCAUCCAUUAUUUUAUCACAACCAUUGAAUCGAUUAUCCCUUUCACAAUUGGGACCAGAUCGAGGAUUUAUUAAUUUCACCGUUUACUACAAUGUCGAAAAUUCAACAUUACAGGUUAAUAUAAUAUCUUGUCGAAAUUUACCAGAAUUAAUAAUAGCAUCUGAUGGUCAAUGUUUCUUGGAACCAUAUGUUAAACUUCAAUUAUUACCCGAAAAACAGCAUCGUGUUAAAACUCGUCUUGUUCGUGCAUCAAGAAAUCCACAAUAUGAUGAAAUAUUUUCCAUGUAUGGAAUGGAUACAUUGCAACUUGCUACAACAAGUUUACAUUUUGCGGUAGUUGCAUUCGAUCGUUACAGUCGAGAUACACUGCUAGGUGAAGCAGUAUAUUCAUUAAAAGAUGCAAAUUUGUUAAACAAUGAGAUUGUCACUGUGGAUCUGAAACUUGAAGGUCGUGGAAAAGAUGCAAAUAAUGAUAAUCGUGGACAAGUAUUGCUAUCAUUGUGCUAUCAGCCAACAACACAUCGAGUUACAGUUGUAUUAAUUAAAGCUAAAGGUUUACCAAAAUUGGAUGUCAGUGGAAUGGCUGAUCCAUACAUCAAAAUUUAUAUGCUUUAUAAGGAGCAACGGAUUUCCAAAAAGAGAAGUCAUGUAAAAAAAUGUACGCUAUCACCGGUUUACAAUGAAUCGUUUGUUUUUGAGUUACCGUGCACUGAGGACGAAGAUUUGGAUAAUGUUGAAUUUGAAAUUGUAGUUAUGGACUGGGAUCGCCUGACGAAAAAUGAGGUGAUGGGUAAAUGUUUUAUUGGACACAACGAUGAGCACUGGCUUCAGGUACGGAACAAUCCACGACGACAGAUUGCUGAGUGGCAUCAGUUAUCCGUAUGA